AUGGGGGGUAGUUCGAGUCGUGAAAUGAUGAACCCCUACGCUGUUAACACCCCCCUCAUGGGUAUCUGUUUAGCGUCGAUAAUGUUUAACAGUGUCCAGGGCAGAACGCUGCGUUCGUCCAAUGUUUUUAACAACCUCAUUCUUAUAUACGCGUUAGGCUUCUCGACAGGACUUUCCACAGUCAUGCAGCAACCAAUUUGGGGAGCGAAGGUUGGUAUCGCGGCGGCGUUGGGGUUCACAUUUGGGCCUAAUCUGCGGCUCAUUUAUCUGCAACGUUUGUUCCCAGAUUACGUGCGAUACGGCAUUGGGUCGGUGUACAUCGCGUAUCAUUCCUUACAAUGGUAUUCUGAGGUGCACGCUUGGGAGGAUGCGAUGGAAGACGAGGUGGCCGAAUAA
This is a messenger RNA of Trypanosoma brucei brucei TREU927, 396 nucleotides long. RefSeq lists its product as hypothetical. The transcript has a single exon. Lineage: Eukaryota; Euglenozoa; Kinetoplastea; Trypanosomatida; Trypanosomatidae. The record is from RefSeq and is a predicted model, not a curated record. Bases 1 to 396 code for a protein of 131 amino acids.